Molecule: messenger RNA, 1205 nt
Organism: Aspergillus steynii IBT 23096
Lineage: Eukaryota; Fungi; Ascomycota; Eurotiomycetes; Eurotiales; Aspergillaceae
Product: short chain dehydrogenase
Exons: 1
Coding region: 193-1107 (304 amino acids)
Source: RefSeq, a predicted model, not a curated record
GUCAAGCACUCUUGUAUUGACAGGUACAAUUUCUAUUCAAGGGUUUUGCCAAAUGGUGACUCUUAAAAGGGCUCUUCGCCAGAUCUGUGCUUUCAAUUUUCAGUACCCAGCCCUCUAUUAUUUUGCUACUACCUAGUUCGACCAGCCUACGCUCCCACAACAACCCCAGCGCAGUGCCCACUGAACCCGACCAUGCCUACAUUCCGCAGUCAGGAUAUCCCCAAUCUCCACGGCCAGGUCAUCAUAGUCACCGGAGGCAACGUAGGCCUCGGUUAUGAAACCAUCCGCCAGCUCAGCGAGCAUGACCCGGCCUGUAUCUACCUGGCUGCUCGAUCGCAAGUCAAGGCCGAACGAGCCAUUGCAGACCUCAAGCAGAGCAACCCCAAUUUCACCAACAUCCGUUUCCUACAACUCGAUCUCGCAUCGUUUGCCAGCGUCAAAUCCGCAGCCACAGAAUUCCUCAGCCAACAGUCCCGCUUGGACAUCCUCGUCAACAACGCCGGCAUCAUGAUGACCCCCGAAGGUCUCACCACCGACGGGUACGAAAUCCAGUUCGGAACUAAUGUCCUCGGCCCAGCACUAUUCACGCAGCUCCUCCUCCCGGUUCUGCGCCAGACCGCAAAACUAAAUCCCCAGGCCCGCAUGGUCAUGCUCUCUUCUGCCGCUCACACCCGCGCCCCCAGCGAUGUGUACAAGUUCGACGAGCUGCGCACGACCGCCCCCGACCGACAUACCACGGAGCGAUACACGACGUCCAAGCUGGCCAAUCUCCACUAUGCGAAGGCGUUGGCGGAGAGAGAAUCGGAAUGCAAGAUCAUUCCGGUCCACCCCGGUAUGGUAGCGACGAAUCUCCACCAUGCCUCCACGGGUACUUUCCUCAAGCCGUUCCUGAAUGUCGCUGUCUGUCUGGCUGCCACGCCUGUCGAAAAGGGCGCCCUUUCGCAGAUCUUCGCGGCCGUGAGCCCCGACGCGGAACAUGGAAAAUACUAUGGGCCUAUUGGCAAGGUGGAAUCGGGCUCGAAACUCGCUCAGAAUCAUGCUCUUCAGGAGGAAUUGUUCAGCUGGGUUCAGGGCGAGUUGGCGGGACAUGUCGAGGCGGUUUUGUAGAGGAGGUAUGUUUUUGUUUGUGUGUAGUUAGUCACGUUGCUUUUAUUUGGUAGUGUAUCUUUGCAUAAUUCUCUAAUCUGCUUCCUCGAUCACAAGGA